UCGUUUCUCGCCUUUACAGUCGAGUACCAAGGUCCUCUGUGAUCUCCAAGCAAGGAGCUCUUCCGUCGACUACAGCCAUAAAAAUGUCGGGCUUGAACAAGUUCAUCUAUGUGGGCCUCGUUAUCUCGCAGCUGCUGACUCUGGCGGCCUACGUGGUCGUCACGGCCGGCGCUGCCCUUCUGCAGAAGAAGGCGAACACGCUCACUCUGUUUGACACCCAGGAGGGCAUUGACAAGUACACUCCCGUUUACAAGGAGGUCUUCACGGCGACCACCUACAUCAUCGCCUACCCCCAGCAGCCCCAGUACCAGUUCCAGUACCAGUGGUGGAUCAUCCAGUUCGAGCUGUUUGUGUUCCUGCUGACCGCCGCCUGCACCGUCUUCCCCUCCAUCAUCAAGCGCAUGCGCCCCGUGGCCCUGACCUUCAUCGCCUCCGCCCUGGUGCUGGUCAUGGACAACAUCAACGCCAUCUUCUUCCUGCUCCGCAACGAGACCGCCAAGGCUGUGUUCGACGACUACCGCAUCGCCACCGCUCAGGCUGGCCUGAUCAUGGUUGGCGUGGCGAACGGCCUGACCAUCUUCUUCCUGGGCUCGUACGACGCUGAGGAGUCGCAUGCGAUGCCCAACGUGCACGUCACCUCUGACGGCGCCACCAAGGUGUAAGCGGCGCAACUCACAUCGCGUCGGCCGCUCUUGCGGUUUUUGUACGAGCGAAUGGUGACCGCCGCUGCAAGGCGGUGCUGCAGCCGCCUGAGAGAGUAGAUCAGACAAGGUGCAAACAUUUUUGAGAGACGCCUGUGAGAUGAGAUGACGUGGCUUUGCACACAUGCAAGCAUCAAGUUUUAUGUUAUGUCUGGACUGUGUACGGUGUGUACACGUGAUGUGGUUGGUUGGGCAGCUGCAUACGGGUCCCUCGCUCUUGGUGGCCCAGCAGUAAGCGUGACUGGGGUGUGCCUGCGUGGUGCACCUGCGGGAACCGAAACACAAUCUGAUGUAGACUGCGCGGCAGCUGCACCAUCGUGCAGGGAGCGCAAGAAUGUUUCCGUGCGUACGUGCCGCUUUUGAGGCGUUGGGAAAUGCGGGCCGUGGCUACGUUGCACGUGUGCUUGCAACAGAGCAUGGCGUUGGUUUACUGGCCGCUUCUGCUCAUGUAGCCCGGAUGGCACUCAUCUGGGCGGGCGGAUGAUCGCCAGAUGUACAUAUACCCAGGUCCUGGGAAUGAUCAAACCUCGAUUGGCUGUGUGAAUGGUCUGCUCUUCAUGGACCUGUAACAAAUCAUGUGA
Messenger RNA from Chlamydomonas reinhardtii, 1282 nucleotides. RefSeq lists its product as uncharacterized. Bases 84 to 662 code for a protein of 192 amino acids. NCBI's taxonomy places the organism in Eukaryota, Viridiplantae, Chlorophyta, Chlorophyceae, Chlamydomonadales, Chlamydomonadaceae. The record is from RefSeq and is a predicted model, not a curated record. The transcript has 7 exons.